Molecule: messenger RNA, 1995 nt
Organism: Populus euphratica (Euphrates poplar)
Lineage: Eukaryota; Viridiplantae; Streptophyta; Magnoliopsida; Malpighiales; Salicaceae
Product: transcription factor FAMA
Exons: 4
Coding region: 426-1664 (412 amino acids)
Biological process (GO): positive regulation of DNA-templated transcription; stomatal complex development; guard cell differentiation
Cellular component (GO): nucleus
Molecular function (GO): DNA-binding transcription factor activity; protein dimerization activity
Source: RefSeq, a predicted model, not a curated record
UCCCUCUCCCUCUCAUCAAGUCAAAGCCAGCUCUUACAGGCAAUCCUGGCCCAUUAUGUAAAGACAACACUCGCCACCCCUCAAUCCAAGAAAUUUUCACUUGAUAUAAAAUCUACUUCCAUGGGGGCACACCAUGCCUCUUCUGCCUUUCAAAAUAUCAUAACCCCACUUAAAUUUUGACCCUUUGUCUUAUUCUUCUUCUCUCAUCGUCUCUCUCCAAUCAGGUGGACAACGGUUAAAGAAACUUGACUAGCAGCUUGUCCUUGCAUGAAUUGAGCUUCUAGCUUCAGGGUUUUUUUUUUUUAAUUAUUAUUAAAGCCAUUCACACACGUAUAUAAAGCGAUGGAUAAAGAAGAGAAUUACUCGGUAUCUUAGCUCUCACUAGUAUAGUACUGUCUUUUUUAUUGAUAAAUCAAUUCGCCACCAUGUUACUUUGCUCUGAACUUUACUUCUCGCAGGGAAGUUUUACUGAGCUAGAUUACUCUCUAGAUCAUCAUCAUCAACAACAAGACCACCUUGGACUCAUAAAGCAGCGGAUAGGUGAAACUUCUGGUGAUGAUGAUUGCAACAAUGGGAUGAUUGAUUAUAUGCUCAAUAAUCCUCAACAACAUCAACAACAAAUGUCAUCCGGGUUUUGCACUUCUACUUCUUUCGAUAAAUUGAGCUUUGCUGAUGUGAUGCAAUUUGCAGAUUUUGGGCCUAAGUUGGCCUUAAAUCAAAACAAGAUAUCGGAGGAAGAAACUGGGAUUGAUCCGGUUUACUUCCUUAAGUUUCCUGUUUUGAAUGAUAAGAUUGAGGAACAAUCCAUAAGGGUUCCUCAACUAGGUGGAGAAAAUAUUGAAGAAAUGUUUACAGGAGUAAGUAGUGGGGAGAAUAGGGCAGGAAUGGUGGGGGAAGAGAGGGGAAUUAGAGAAGAUGAAGAAGCUAGGAUUUCGGAUAACAACUCGGUGCAACUUCAGUUUCUUGGAGAUCAAGAUCUUCAAAACAAGAACCCUAUACCAGAGGGGAAGAACAAGAGAAAAAGGCCAAGAACUAUCAAGACAAGUGAGGAAGUUGAGAGCCAAAGAAUGACUCAUAUUGCAGUUGAAAGAAAUCGAAGAAAGCAAAUGAAUGAGCAUCUUCGAGUAUUGAGGUCUCUCAUGCCAGGAUCAUAUGUGCAACGGGGAGAUCAAGCUUCAAUAAUUGGUGGAGCCAUAGAGUUUGUGAGAGAAUUGGAGCAACUACUUCAGUGCCUAGAAUCCCAGAAACGGCGAAGACUGAUGGAUGAUUCCUCUCUUGCAAUCCAACAACCAGCUCAGCCUGCAUUCUUUUCUCCUAUGCCUCUACCAAAUGAUCAAAUGAAGCUCGUGGACUUCGAGACCGGACUCCGUGAAGAAACAGCUGAAAACAAGUCUUGCUUGGCUGAUGUUGAAGUAAAGCUUUUAGGGUUUGAUGCCAUGAUCAAGAUCCUGUCUAGGAGAAGGCCAGGCCAGCUCAUUAAGGCCAUUGCAGCACUAGAAGAUUUGCAGCUUAACAUACUCCACACCAACAUCACCACCAUUGAUCAAACUGUUCUCUAUUCAUUUAAUGUCAAAAUUGCAAGUGACUCUGGGUUUACAGCAGAAGAUAUAGCAAGCUCAGUUCAACAGAUAUUCAAUUUCAUCCAUGCAAAUAGCAGCAUUUGAUACAAGUCAACAAUGGUACAGAAAAGAUGAGCUGCUAUGUAUUUUGAUACAUACCUACUUCUAGAUUAUCCUUUUUGGCUAUAACUUCUUUUUCCCCAUUGUUUUUCCCUUUUUUUUUUUUUAAUAAUUACUAGUUACUGAUCUAGUAACUAAGUAUUGGAUAGUUUGGACUAGUGAUUCUGACGAGCCCAUGUGUAUGCAGUCUGUCUGUCUCUUGGUUCUUAUUCUCUUUACAUUUUCUAUCUUCAAUAUUGUAAGAACAUGUAUUUGCACCUUGGCAAUUAAUGGUGGGGGUGAUUAAUUUUGCUAAUCAUGCAAGCCUUCGGAUCUA